GAAAAAAAAAAAAUUGUUCUAGUUUUAAAGAUACUUCUAAACUAAAAGGAAAUAAUUCUGAUAUCGCCAGCACAUCAAAAGAUAUGUUAAGAUCAACCAAAAAAUUAAAGAAAAAAUUUAAUCGGUCUAAAAGCCAAUGUUCAACGCCAUUACAGAGUUCUACAUUCAAUACACAUCAAAAUAAACUAAAUAAUAGAAAAAAAAGUAAAAUUCAAAAAAAAUUGGUAAAUGUCUUUGAUGCUCAAUUAUCUUCAAACAACUAUAAAAAAUCAAAUUUACAAUUAAAUAGUUCUUCAUCAAUUGGAAUAAACGAUAGAUGGAACCAAUUUGAACAAUCCAUUCAAAUAGCUGGUUCUCGUGGUUUACCAUCAUCAAACAAACAAAAAAGUAAAAAAUACACUUAUGCAUUAAAUUCAAUUGUUAAUAAUGGUAAAAAAAAUCGCAAAGUUGUUUUAAAUAAAUCAAAGAGACAUUGUAUAAAAAAAAAAAAGUCCAGUUCAAAAGAGAAACAUUCAGAUUGGUACCAGAAAGUAAUGGAUAUUAUUGGUAUUAAAAAGAACUAUUCUUUCAACAAUUUACAUAAUAAAGAUCAUAAGAAUGAAGAAAUUAAAACUGAUAAAAGUUUAGAAAAUCACUGUUCUAAAUCAGCUACACCUUUGAAAAGUAUGAAUAAUAAGCCAUUGGAACAACAAAUAUUAUCAACAUCAUCAUCUCCCAAACUAAAUAAUAAAUCAUUUCAACUUCUAAAACACAUUGAAGAUAUUGAAGAUAUAAAUGAAGUUAUUAAUAAGUCACAACAAUCCUAUGAGUUACAUGAUGAUGAUGAUACAUCUGAUUCAUACUGCAAUUCUUUAUAUGACACAUACUAUGAAGUUAAUGAAAAUAAAAUAAUUGAAAGCAUUAGAUCUUCAAGUGAUGUUUGUACAAGUGAUAGUAUUGUUAGUGAUGAACCAUUUUAUGGUAAAAUAAAAACUAUAGAUAAUAAAUCACCUCAACAAAAUACAUCUCCAUUAAACAGCAUAAAUAUUUCAUGUAAUUUAAACUUAAAUUGUUCUAUUGAUUCUUGUGCAGAUUCCCUUGAUAUUAAAUUGGUAAACAUCUUAGAACGAUGUGAAGUUCCAAAUGUUGAUCAUAAAUUUAAUAAUCAACAAUCUGUUUGUAGUGAAUCUAAUUCAAAAUCUUUCAUUUUACAAGAUGUUAUGAACAGAUUUUCUGACAUUUCAAUAAAAAAUGAAAUCACAAACCAUGAUCAUUCAUUAGAUAAAUCUAUACCCAAUAUUUUAAGUAAUAGCUCUGCUUUACAAAGUUCAUAUUUUUCGGAACAAGAUACUGUUAUUUAUAAACAAAAUUGUACAAAUGAUCUUUCAAUAGAAAAUCCAAGUAACUCAAAUUGGUUUUUUGAUGAAAGUGUGCCCCUCAUAACCCCCAGUAAACAUUCUUCGAAAGAAAAUAGUUUGAAAAAUGAUAUUAUGUAUGAUAGUAUAAGUUUAUCUAAAAGUAAAGAUAUCACUUCAGAUUUCAUAUUAAACGAUCAUAUCCAAAAAACUCAAAUUCAAGAGAAUUCUCUUAUAGAUAUAUCUCCUAUUAAAUAUGAACAAAACACUACCAUUGAAGAUUGGACGAAUACUUCUUGUAAUUCAUUUAAUGACUUGAAAGAAAUUAACACGAUGAAUGCAUUUCGGCGAAAAAGAUAUGGCACCCGAUUUCAGAAUAAUUUUAAUGUAAUUGAAGAGUCAUUUGAUGAAAAUGAAAUUGAGAUUAAAAACUCCACUCAAAAAUACAUUGACUUAUCACAAUCCACACAAUACCAGCAAAAUAUACAAGGUUUUCGAUUAGAACCUGGUAAAAAGUGGCGUCGUUCUAUAAUAAUUGUACGUAAUUUUAUUGAUGGUAAUUUGGAUCAGACUGUGAACUUUUCUCAAAACAUUACCAGAGGUCGAAAAUGGAUUUCUACAGUUGAUGAAGUAUUACGUCAACAAGCUAUUGAUACUACUAUUCAUCAAAGGUUAAAUCAAAACAAUAAUUUCAGAAAUUCAAUAAAUAAUACCAGCCAACAAUUUGCUAAGAGGAAUUCUACUGAUUUACAAAAUGAAAUAGCUAGAGAGUAUAUUUUCAACAUAUGUAAUCAACAAUAUCCUAUUUCAUUUGAAUCUUGGUUAAAACCAAAGAAAAGAAAAAAAUGGGGUAAAGUUGGAGAAGGUGUAUUUGGAGAGGUAUUUAGCUAUUCAGAUAAAAAAAGUAAUACAGUAGUUAAAAUUAUCCCCAUUGAAGGGAAAGAUUAUAUUAACAGUGAAAAACAAAAAAUGUUUUAUGAAGUUUAUACUGAAAUUUUAAUUGCAUCCGAGUUAAAUAAAUUGUUUAACAAAAAUGGCUGGAAUCAAUCUGAUUCAUUUUGUAGACUCAAAAAUAUUUCAUGUGUUCAAGGAAAGUAUCCAACACAUUUGAUUGACCUCUGGGAACAGUAUAAUAAUGAAAAAGGUUCAGAUAAUGAUAAUCCUCACAUACUCCCUGAUAACCAAGUAUAUAUAGUAUUAGAAAUGGUAAACGGUGGCAUUGAUGUUGAAAGUUAUAUAUUCAAUUCAGCCUACCAAUCGUUAUUUGCAUUUUUACAAAUUGUGUUUGGAUUAGCUGUAGCAGAGCAGCAAUAUAAUUUUGAGCAUAGAGAUUUGCACAUAGGUAAUAUUCUUGUUAAAAGAAUUGCUGUUAGUCAACGAAUUUCAUUCAAAUUGGAUGGUGAUAUAUUCACCAUACCUUCUCAUGGUGUUAAGGUUACAAUAAUUGAUUUUACUUUAAGUAGAAUAACUCAUUACAAUAAAUCUGUUUACAAUGAUCUCGCUGAAGAUACUGAAUUGUUUACUUCUGAUGGUGACUAUCAAUUUGAAAUAUAUCGUUUGAUGCAAAAAGAAACUAAUGAUCAAUGGGCAUUAUAUAAACCAAAAACGAAUAUCUAUUGGUUACAUUACGUGUUGGAUAAAAUGCUAGAAACCGUGCAUUAUAAAAGAACAACAACAGCUGUACAUAACUCUGGAUUAAAACAUUUGCAAAAAUUGAAAAAUUCAAUAUUAUUGUAUGAUAGUGCAAAAACUUUUGCUAAAAGUGAUUUGGUAUCAGAUUUAAUUGCAUAAUAAAUUUUUAUUGUUACAUCUUUUAAAUAUUUAUUUAAACCAAGUUUUAUGUUAUAAAUAUGUUGGUAGAUA
Sipha flava (yellow sugarcane aphid) is the source of this 3197-nucleotide messenger RNA. It is a transcript of the gene Haspin, whose product is annotated as myb-like protein D. The transcript has 9 exons. Bases 84 to 3125 code for a protein of 1013 amino acids. The record is from RefSeq and is a predicted model, not a curated record. Gene Ontology annotation, molecular function: ATP binding; histone H3T3 kinase activity. NCBI's taxonomy places the organism in Eukaryota, Metazoa, Arthropoda, Insecta, Hemiptera, Aphididae. Gene Ontology annotation, cellular component: nucleus; cytoplasm. Gene Ontology annotation, biological process: protein phosphorylation; intracellular signal transduction; mitotic cell cycle.